CUCCGCGCCGCACGUAGCGGGAGCCGGGAGCGACCUCCGCCCAGCAGGGGGCGCGCACGGUCUGCACCGCGCUUCUCCUUCCCUGUUGGCUCGCCUGACCCGCGCUGAGCCGCCGCCGAGGGGUUAGUCACCUGCUCCAAAGAGAAUCAGAACAAUGUCCUACGUGUUUGUAAACGACUCUUCCCAGACAAAUGUGCCACUGCUGCAAGCUUGCAUCGAUGGAGAUUUUAACUAUUCCAAACGACUGCUAGAGAGCGGUUUCGACCCCAAUAUUCGUGACAGCCGAGGCCGAACUGGCCUUCACCUUGCCGCAGCCAGAGGAAAUGUAGACAUCUGUCAACUCUUGCAUAAAUUUGGUGCUGACUUACUAGCCACCGACUACCAGGGUAACACAGCCCUUCACCUGUGUGGGCAUGUGGAUACCAUCCAGUUCCUAGUUUCUAAUGGACUUAAAAUUGAUAUUUGCAAUCACCAAGGUGCAACACCCCUUGUUCUUGCAAAACGAAGGGGAGUGAAUAAAGAUGUGAUUAGACUGCUGGAAUCUUUAGAGGAGCAAGAGGUGAAAGGAUUUAACAGAGGAGCUCACUCAAAGCUGGAAACAAUGCAAACUGCGGAAAGCGAAAGUGCGAUGGAAAGCCAUUCCCUCCUUAAUCCAAAUCUACAGCAAGGUGAAGGAGUUCUUUCCAGUUUCCGGACAACAUGGCAAGAGUUUGUGGAAGACCUGGGCUUCUGGAGGGUCCUGCUCCUCGUCAUUGUCAUUGCUCUUCUGUCGCUUGGCAUAGCGUACUAUGUUAGUGGGGUGCUUCCUUUUGUAGAAAACCAGCCUGAACUGGUGCACUGAAGCAAAUGUGCAGAAGUGCACCAUGGUUUUCCCUGUUCUAAUGUUAUUUUGAGCUGCUUGGAAUUAUUCCCUUGGUGCAGGCAGUGGCAGCUGUAGAUACUGUUUGCCUUUUGUACUUAUUAUUAACCCCUUUGAAAGAGGGAUUCAUUCAUUUAAACACUAAAUUCUAAAGCAUUCCUAAGCUACCUCUGACUUACCUUGACUUGCAGAUAAGAUGCGAAGAUAAUCCUCUCUGUUGAUAAAAUUAUGAUUAGAAAAGGCCUUUCCUAAUAAAUACUAAAUUCCUGGGUGUGAGAAGUAUAUCCUAGUACAGAACCAAAUUUGAUUUAUUUUCCCUAUGAAGAGUUAAAUCUAUUGUUGGAUUUUCUUGUGUGCUCCGGUUGAAACAAAAAUAUUAUUUUGGAAGUUCUCCUCAAGAAAUCUGGAUAAUAUAAUAAUGCGUACUGAUAUAUAGACAGUAAUAAGCUGCAACUUUGUAGUUCUUUUAAUGCCUCUCCAUAGUUUCAUAUCUGCUAGCUUAUGAAAAGAAUGAGUUUUUGUGUGUCUUUAAUGAGUAGAUCACUCCUUUAUUUAUUAGGUUAAUGUAAUGUUUCUUCUCUACAUGGAUUUAAUGUUGUUAAUACCUGCCUGAAGUAAAUCUUGUAGAAGAAAGCUGUUCGUUGUGCUUUGCAAGUAAAGUUGUUUCAGCCUUAGGCUGAAGAUUUUGCCUUUUUGUUGCAAUGUUACUAAGCAAGCCUUUCAUUGUGAGGGUGAUUUAAAAGUGAUUUAGGUGUUCUGCUCUGUAUAUAAUAAUUCUGUAAGGUCACUGUGAAACAUGUCAUGAAAGAUAGCUUCUUAUUCCUCCUACAGGGACAAGAGUGAACCAUGCAAUUAGUAUUGGUUUUGUGUUUGUGGAGAGGACUCGACUGCAUAGGAUUCCUUUCUAGAAUUGUUUUCCAUUUCAAUUGUUUUCAGACAACACUUACAGGCUUAUGGAUUAUUUUCUGAAUAUGCAGAAUAAAAGGAUUUUAAAUGUUACUAUUUAGGAACAUUGUAUGAAAUUAAAUGAAAUCUUGAUCCAUUCUGUACUUAGCUGUGACAUCCUUUGUUUGUAAAUAGCCUAGGGGUAUGAAUCAGUUACUCUUUUAUGAAAGCUAGAAAGGUACUAGGCAGUAAGUUGGAGGCUUUCAAAGACAGCAGAUUCUCUCCUCCCAUGCUGAUCCAACAGCUGACUCUCUUGCUUGCUAUUGCCUUGAAAAACCCACCCAAAAUAAAUUCUACAAACCUAAUGAAUCUUUGGUUUUUGACUUAGCUACUCCUGAAUCGUUGCUAAAUAACAUAUAACAGUUAAGAAAUUUUAAAUGACUAAGUAUUGGCAGAAGUAACCGACAUCUCUCUAUUCUGCUACCAUGUGUAUUUUUCUGUCUUGUUUAUGGGUUUGAGUAAAGAGGGUUAUUGUCUUUGUUUUGAUGUGUGACACAGGCUUCACUGAGCUGGGCUCCAUUCUAAAUUGCGUCUGAAUAAUCCUCGAUCUCAUUUGUUAAGUCAGAGGUUAACGAAACGAUACUUUUCGAGCAGCUGCAGUGCUGCAGGAAGGAAAGCCUCUGAGGAAGAAAACAACAAACCAAGCAAAAAAAGGCCCCAGCGCAUGCUCCUCUUCUGAUUAUUCCAAUUGUUAUAUGUCUGGUCAUGAACUGAGAAUUAUAAACUCAUAGAUACCUAAAUCACAUUCAGUUCUCUCAGUAAGUACAUUUCUGUUAAUAAUACUCUGUAUCUUGGAGAGUCAUGGCAUCUCUCAGUGUGUACUAUCUCCAUAAUUUGUAACUGUAUUCUUGUACGGGUGAAUGCCACAAAUAAAUAUAUGUAGUAAA
Neopsephotus bourkii (Bourke's parrot) is the source of this 2691-nucleotide messenger RNA. RefSeq names its product ankyrin repeat domain 46 (gene ANKRD46). The record is from RefSeq and is a predicted model, not a curated record. The transcript is spliced from 4 exons. Bases 155 to 841 code for a protein of 228 amino acids. NCBI's taxonomy places the organism in Eukaryota, Metazoa, Chordata, Aves, Psittaciformes, Psittacidae. Gene Ontology annotation, molecular function: protein binding.